CUGCCCAGACAACAUGGCAGAGUUGGUAUAGUGACGGGAGGCAUCAGUGGAAUCUGCUUUGAGACCAAAAGACACAUGGCCAGCCUGGGGGCACACUUUAUCAUAGCUGGACAGCAGGAGCGGGAGGGUGUGUCUGCUGUGAAGAGGAUUCGUGAGGAGAACAGAGAGGCCAAAGGUCACAGUCCCCACAACCCUGUUUGGUUUUGUGUCUCCUUGGCUCUGGAUAUUACUGAUUGGCUGGAGAGUGAACACACCUUUUCAAAGAGCCCGUCCCAGGGAGUGUCUAUGGUCCUCUACACUGCUCUGUCUCCGUCUCUGGAAGGAGAGAGAGGGGGCUACUGGAGCAACGGACGCACAGAGAUGUCAACACCAAACACCUACAACCCCAGGCUCCAGCUCGGCCUCUGGGACUUCAGCUGCAGACUAGUGAGCUUGCAGGAGCAGCACCAACCAUGACCCCUGACCUCUAACCCCUGAGCUCUUAGUCCAUGACCCUGACACCAACACUGUAUGGCUGAGACCCAACACCUCAUCUGUCAUCCUGCCAUUAUCUUAGUUUUCACAAUCUCCUCACCGCCAGACUGUGAUUGGAUAAAGACUGAUGACCAAGGCUGGACUGUGAUUGGUUAGUGAAGCGGUAAGACCUGUUGCAUACUCUUCAGAUGAAUGGGCUGAUGAAAAUGAACCAACCUUCUCCCUCAGACACUGUGAACCCACACACACUGUGUUAUGAGGGUUUAUAGUGCUGCUAUGAGUGUUCAUAGUGACCUCUUGAAAAUAUAUAGCAACCUUAUGCCGGUUGGUACACAGAUCAGAACAGAAAGAACCUUCCCUCCAUGGGGAAACUUUAUUUAAUCAUAAACAAGUGUCAUCACAGUGUGUCUAUUUAUCCUUAUCAGUUAUCAGUGUGUGUGAGUGAUUUUGUCAGUAGCAUCCUGUGUCUAUGAAACAUAUCCUGAUCCCUGCCUGACUGGAUGGUCCAGGACCAAGGAACAGGCCGGCAUGGCAAUAACAUCCGUAAAUCACAGCCUGAAACGGAUAUUUUCAGUUCUUGUGAAAGCAAGCAAAAGGUAUUUUGUGUAAUUUUCCCCAACGCUGUGGGUUACUUCCCCAGGGAGCCAACACCAUCUGAGAGAAUGAAUGCUUUUAGAUUGUGUCCUACCUGCUGGGCUGUGAGUCACACACUGUUUCAUGGUGUUUGUCCGCCUUUGUUACUGUUAGAGGUGAGUGAUGUUUUAUCAAUACAUAUAUAUCACCUCUCCCAAUACAUCAUGUUGCUGUGUGUGUUUCUGGGCACAGUAUGUAUGUGUGUGUGUGUGUGUGUGUGUGUCUUUCAGUGUGCACUGUUGGGUGUUUCUUACAGUCAUUGGUUUGUAUGCAUCAGUGGCGGUUCUAGCUUGUAUGGCUCACUGGGCGAACCUCCCCUUCAGCACCCCCCCCGGCAACUAACUGUACUUUUAUUCAGACAUUUGGAACAACGCAAAUAAAUAAUCAUAACAUUUAAAACUAUAUAAAUAUAAAAAUAUUUACAACAAUAAGAUGCAUAAAUAUCAAAAAGAAGUAACAAAGACAAACAGAAACAAAUUUGUGUUGAUUUGGCACUUGAACAUCGUCCCAUUACCCAUCCCCCAACACUGUCAACCAAUAGUCAAUCCAUUACCCAUCCCCCAACACUGUUAACCAAUAGUCAAUACAUUACCCAUCCCCCAACACUGUCAACCAAUAGUCAAUACAUUACCCAUCCCCUAACACUGUUAACCAAUAGUCAAUCCAUUACCCAUCCCCCAACACUGUUAACCAAUAGUCAAUCCAUUACCCAUCCCCCAACACUGUCAACCAAUAGUCAAUCCAUUACCCAUCCCCCAACACUGUUAACCAAUAGUCAAUACAUUACCCAUCCCCCAACACUGUCAACCAAUAGUCAAUACAUUACCCAUCCCCCAACACUGUUAACCAAUAGUCAAUCCAUUACCCACCCCACAACACUGUUAACCAAUAGUCAAUACAUUACCCAUCCCCCAACACUGUUAACCAAUAGUCAAUCCAUUACCCACCCCACAACACUGUUAACCAAUAGUCAAUCCAUUACCCAUCCCCCAACACUGUUAACCAAUAGUCAAUCCAUUACCCAUCCCCCAACACUGUCAACCAAUUUGUAAGUCGCUCUGGAUAAGAGCGUCUGCUAAAUGACUUAAAU
This is a messenger RNA of Oncorhynchus gorbuscha (pink salmon), 2197 nucleotides long. Its product is annotated as dehydrogenase/reductase SDR family member on chromosome X-like. The coding region runs from base 76 to 456 and encodes 126 amino acids. The transcript has 3 exons. NCBI's taxonomy places the organism in Eukaryota, Metazoa, Chordata, Actinopteri, Salmoniformes, Salmonidae. The record is from RefSeq and is a predicted model, not a curated record.